CGGGGGCCCCGCGGCCUUCCCAUGGCUGACCUGAGCUUCAUCGAAGAUUCCGUCGCCUUUCCCGAGAAAGAGGAGGACGAGGAGGAAGAGGAGGAGGGCGUGGAGUGGGGCUACGAGGAAGGUGUUGAGUGGGGCUUGGUGUUUCCUGAUGCUAAUGGGGAAUACCAGUCUCCUAUUAACCUAAAUUCAAGAGAAGCGAGAUAUGACCCCUCGCUGCUGGAUGUCCGCCUCUCUCCAAAUUAUGUGGUCUGCCGCGACUGUGAAGUCACCAACGACGGACAUACCAUUCAGGUUAUCCUGAAGUCAAAAUCAGUUCUGUCAGGAGGACCAUUGCCUCAAGGGCAUGAAUUUGAACUAUACGAAGUUAGAUUUCACUGGGGAAGAGAAAACCAGCGUGGUUCCGAGCACACGGUUAAUUUCAAAGCUUUUCCCAUGGAGCUCCACCUGAUCCAUUGGAACUCCACUCUGUUUGGCAGUAUCGACGAGGCUGUGGGGAAGCCGCAUGGAAUCGCCAUUAUUGCUUUGUUUGUUCAGAUAGGAAAAGAACAUGUCGGCCUGAAGGCUGUGACUGAAAUCCUCCAGGAUAUUCAGUAUAAGGGGAAGUCCAAAACAAUACCCUGCUUUAAUCCUAAUACUUUAUUACCAGAUCCUCUGCUCCGGGAUUACUGGGUAUAUGAAGGCUCCCUUACGAUACCACCUUGCAGUGAAGGUGUUACCUGGAUUUUAUUCCGAUACCCUUUAACUAUAUCUCAGCUACAGAUAGAAGAAUUUCGAAGGCUGAGGACGCAUGUUAAAGGGGCAGAACUUGUGGAAGGUUGUGAUGGGAUUUUGGGAGACAACUUUCGACCCACUCAGCCACUUAGUGACAGAGUCAUUAGAGCUGCAUUUCAAUAGCCAAAGAGAACAGGAACAAAUCUACCUUCAUCGGGGAGGAAGACAAUGGUCCUACAGUGCCCUUGGAUGAGAAACGGAAACUUUUGAACUGCAGCUUCAGUUUAUCCUCAAAGCCUGCAUUGUUUAUCGUCAUCUAAUCCAGCUUUGAUGGACAUCUGUGACAAUUGCCUGUAUACAUGCUGUAAUGAAAUACUAGAAAUGGCUGUACAUUCCAAAGAAACCCCCUGUUAUAUAUCCACAUCACUGCUUCUAGGAUAUAUAUUUUUCAAUAUUGUUUAUUGCUUAUGUGCAGAAGAAAUGAAACUAGUUUCCAGGGUUAUUAAUAUGAAUAUAUAUCAUAUGUUAAUAUUGAGACAGGAAAAACUCAUUUCCAGUGUUAGUAGUUCUUCAUUUCACAUCUCCAACAGAAAAAGUCACUUGUUUGGAGACUAGUGCAAUUCUUGGUAAUAAAAUAAGAGUUUUGAUCAAGAACAGCGUAGAGCUUCAAAAUACAAAAUACACACGAAGGAUUAGUGGAAAUCAUGUCUCAUGUUGUUUUUCAGUACCCAUAUGGCAAUUAAUGUCCAGGUGCUUUGUCAUGGAAAACAUGUUGAGAGUUAAUGCAACAACACAAUACUUGUUUAUUACUUUCUUAGUUAAAGGAUGUGGCUGAAUAUAUAAAUCUAGUCAUUUGUUUGGCACAUAUUUGAAGCUGUGGUUUAUAGGAAUUUGAGAAAGGAAUAAUAGGAUAAGAAGGCAGGUACAACGUACCAGGAAUAGUUUUAUCUUCCAUGAAUAGGAAUAUAAAUUUAAUAGUAUCCUAUAUUAAUUUAGUGUUAUAUACUUUGUAAGACUUUAAAAUAUUUUAUUCUAUGGACUCACCUUUGGUAUGGUAUGGUAAGAUGUUUCUUUCAAAGACGACCAACAGCAUUCUUAUUUUAAGUGCUACUAGCCAAUUUAAGUAUGUACCUAGCUGCAGUUAAAUGUGACAGAAUGAGAUAAUUUGUGAAAAGCAGUAGAGGGCCUGGCACAAAGCAAACACUUAAUAAAUGUUAUUACUGUUGUUGUAACACUCAUGACUUCAAUAACACAGUCCCAAUUUGGAGGGAUUUUGUGAUGCAAAAUAUCUAAGAAAUAAUAGAAAAUGAUGGAAUAAGUAUUUGUUCAGAAUUUUUAGAUGUGUUGAAAUGAGGUUGUAAUAAUGAAAGUAUUAAAUACAAAUAAAAUUCACACCAGACAUCUCUGAAAA
Messenger RNA from Carlito syrichta (Philippine tarsier), 2122 nucleotides. It is a transcript of the gene CA8, whose product is annotated as carbonic anhydrase 8. The record is from RefSeq and is a predicted model, not a curated record. Bases 22 to 894 code for a protein of 290 amino acids. Lineage: Eukaryota; Metazoa; Chordata; Mammalia; Primates; Tarsiidae. Gene Ontology annotation, molecular function: zinc ion binding; carbonate dehydratase activity. The transcript has 9 exons.